CCCCCACCCCCGACAUAUAUACACACACUGGCACACUGGUAUUCAACUCUACAUAUCUGCCAAGACUUGUGAGCAAUAAACAAACAUGGGACUAAGGGCACUCCCUUUGUCACCCUCACAGAAGGGCUUUCUUCCUCCCACUCCCACUGCACACAAACACUACUCUCAUCAGUGUUUCAAGAACCCAUCAAGAGUAGUAACCUGUGCGAAGAAAGAGAAUGGCGGCGCCGAGGAAUCAGAACCGAAGAUUAAACGGAAGCAAUCCCUGUUCUCGAGCGUGGCGGAAGCUCUGGAUUUCUCACAGGUCAGAUCAGCCAAGGACGCGGAGCUGCUCGAGGAAGCUCGGGAGGCCACCAGGUCCGGAGAGAGGAUGUCCCGCGAACAGUAUGGUGCUUUGAGGAGGAAGAUUGGGGGGACAUACAAGGAUUUCUUCAAAUCAUAUGUUGAUGUGGAUGGAGAGUAUGUGGAAGAGGGAUGGGUGGACAAGACUUGCAAAGUGUGCAAGAAAGACACCAAAGGAGAGGCAAGACAAGUAGACAAGCUUGGGCGAUACGUUCAUGUUGCCUGCUUGCAACAACAAACCUCCUCUUCCGGCAACUUCUUUACAAGGCUCUUCUCCCGCGGCUAAUUACUCGUUCAUCAAUGUCCUAAUAAAUAAUAUAUAUCAAUCACAUCAUACGUAUAUUGUCCUUUUUGCUGCCGUCUGUAUGCUUUUUGCAAUACAGGUUUUUUUUUAACAAUAAUUGAUGGCCACAAGUCAUCGUUCAAGGGUUAGAUAUACAUUCCUAUUAUAGGCUGAAAUCUAUUCUUAAUUCUAUAA
Sesamum indicum (sesame) is the source of this 820-nucleotide messenger RNA. Its product is annotated as potassium transporter. Lineage: Eukaryota; Viridiplantae; Streptophyta; Magnoliopsida; Lamiales; Pedaliaceae. The record is from RefSeq and is a predicted model, not a curated record. Gene Ontology annotation, biological process: positive regulation of DNA-templated transcription; chloroplast organization.